AUAUAUACACGUUCGACUCGGGUCGAUCGUCAGUAUCAAGUCUCUGAAACACGACAUAAACACAAUAAAUAUGUUGAAUGGAUCGACCGGAACUAAUGAAGAUAACCGGUCGAUUCGACAAUAUGGAUUUAAUUCAAGAUCAUAUAAACCACACAACGUCAUGAUGUUGAUAAAUAAAGUAUUUGAAAGGCACAAGAUAAAAUUUGAACUUCGAUAUGAAGUCAACAAUUGGAGGAUAUUAUCCCUCAGAGAGUUCGUCAGUGGGAUACGAACCUGUGAUGAAGAAGACGGACCAGUCUCGAAUUGCAAGUUUCUUUUCAUAUCCUUAUCCUUCCGCAAUACCUGGUAUGGUACUGGCGGAAGCAGGGUUUCAUUACGAUGGGCAUGGUGACGCGGUGGUUUGUCGUCAGUGUGAAUUGAAGUACAGUGGAUGGAAUAAGACAGAUGACCCGAGAAAUAUACAUCUGACGAAUUCUCCCAAGUGCCCAUUCUUUCAAACAAGAGAACCGAAAGAUUUGUGUGGUUCUAAAACAACAGAAUAUGAACCUGGAAUUAGCAUGGAGAAUUCUGAGAAAGUACAAUUGUCCGGUGCAUGUGGAGGACUAUCUGAUCGUCCAGUUGAGCAAAGAAUUGAGAAUCAAAUACAUCAACAAACAAACACCAACAUGCACACUAACAGCACAGGUCUUCAUGACUCAAACAAAGGAGAAACAAAUGAAGAAUCACGGAAAUCAGCACACCAAUCAAAUCUUGCCAUUGAUGUUAGUUUGGAACAAAACCCAAAAAGGAAUGAUUCAGAUUUGUCUGAGCAUAGGGAGGGGGCAAUGCAUUCUCUGCCUGAGCAAUGUAUCCGCAAUACAGUUUAUGGUAACCAAAUGCCAACAGAACAGUGCGAGCAACAUGAUGAGUUAGAGGAGAGACUUACACUAGCAUCACGUGGUCAGAGUCGUACCGAUAAUUUAUCUAACACAAGCCACGAUUCAACAAGUCAUACAAUUACAAACUCAGAUUUGACUGGACCUUUGGAAACUAUCCGACCAAAGUAUCAGCAGUUUGCAAUACUCGCUACCCGUCUGAGUUCCUAUCGAAAUUGGCCAACGAGUCUGAAUCAACGUCCCGAGGACCUGGCUAAAGCUGGCCUCUUUUAUGAGGGGACAAAUGACUACGCGAGAUGUUUCCAUUGUGGAGGAGGAUUGCGUGAGUGGGACCCGGAAGAUGAUCCAUUCUACGAGCAUGCGCGCUGGUUCCCGUUCUGUCCAUUCCUGAGACUGAUUAAAGGUGACAAGUUCAUCAUGGGUGUCCAAUCAGGAACACUUAAACCACCAAGUAUACAGCAUGAGGAGCCAAAACAGGCAAACGAAAUAAACCUGUUUGAACACCCGGCUGUGCUUAGCAUCAUGGAGCUCGGCUACAGUAAAUCUCUGCUGGCAAAAGCGAUCACAGUUUACAGAAAACGACACGGAGCGGAUCUAAGUGCAGAAAGGUUAUUACCUGUUGUCUGGGAUAUCGAGGACAAUGAUGAUGCUGACUCUGUCCUAGACAGCGAGUUUUCUGAAACCGACGAGAUAAACCAUAUCGAGACAGAAAAGGAAAGUAAAAGUGAGGACAGGAAGCUAGAAACGGCGCAGAACAGUACACAUAUGACAAGUAUUGAUGAGCUUACAGAGGAAAACCGGGAACUUCGUGAACAGAAGACGUGUAAGGUAUGUCUAGACGAGGAGGCCAGUAUAGUGUUCCUACCCUGUGGACAUUUGGUCACGUGUCCAAUGUGUGCUUCAGCUUUACGAAAGUGUCCAGUGUGUCGGACUUACAUCCGGGGCACCGUCAAGGCUAUCAUAUCUAUCGAUACUCAGCAAAAUGCUUCAAGAGGAACAUACAAUCAUUUGGAACAUUAUAUAAACGAAUUUGUGAAAAAAACUAAGGUCAUGGAUAACUACCUAACAAGACUUGCGACCUUUUUUUCUUUUCCGUUUCCGUCCCCGGUUUCAACAACUGCUUUGGCCGAGGCAGGCUUUCAUUAUACAGGAAAUAAGGACGAAGUUGAUUGUCAUAUUUGUAAAUUGAAAUAUAGUGGAUGGCAGAAACAUGACAUUCCUUUGGCUAUCCACGAGGCCAUGUCUCCUGAUUGUACAUUUGUGUUAAAAACAGAUGGUAAAAUGUACAAUGAUGGUCAGAGUAAAUCGAUAUCAUUACCAAACUCUGUUGAAAAUCAGCAAGAAGGAAUUAAAUGUGUGACGGGAGAGGGUUUAUUUAGCGGGAAAUUGGAUCGUGACUCGGUAGGGGGCGCAGUGGGAGGACCAUUAGACCACGUGACUAACAUAACAAAUGAGCGAAUAAGAGUUUCUGGCCAACAAGCAGCUACUGCCCGCUUACCCGAAACAGACACAACAAAAUGUACUGAGGGUAGGAAUCCUCCACAAGACCUGACCGACUCAUUGUCACCUAAUAGCAGUUCAUCAACAGGUCAACUCAGUGGUCAUGUCACGGAAAAAAUGAACAUGAUGAAACUAAACAUUGCUGAUAAUAGAUCAGACGGAAAAUGUGCACAUCGACUCCUGCAAAUUGAUGAACCAACCAUUGGUUCACGUGUACCAGAGAGAUCCGGAGAGGAUUAUCCCAUUACGGCACGGUCAGAACAAGAGCAUGUAAAUGAUACCGAAACAAAUGUCGGUAUAGACUCGCAAAUAUCACAAGAGCUAACUACAGUCCAUCCGCGGUAUCCCCAGUUUGCAAUACUAGCUGUGCGUUUGGCAUCAUAUAAAAAUUGGCCAACAAAUCUCAGACAAAAGCCAGAAGAGUUGGCUAAAGCUGGGCUGUUUUAUGAAGGUACCAACGAUUACGUGAGGUGUUUCCACUGUGCAGGUGGAUUACGCGAAUGGGAACCCGAAGAUGAUCCAAUUAUUGAGCAUGCGCGGUGGUUCCCAUUUUGCGAGUUCUUGAGACUGAUAAAAGGUGAUCAGUUCAUUAUGGGUGUUCAAGCAGGGACCAUCAAAGCAGAACCAAAGGUACAAUUCGAAAAACAAGUAGCGCCUAAACAAGAAUACCCAUUCGAUCAUCCGGCCGUUCUUAGUGUGAUGGAAAUGGGCUACAAGAGGGAGACAAUAGCUAAGGCCAUCCAGUUAUUCAAUAAAGGAAAUGGUAACACAUUGAAUGCUGAAACACUGUUGUCACUUGUCUGGGAGAUAGUAGAAAAUGAUGAGUAUACCUCUGAUGACGAACAAAACAACAGAACCAAAGAAAUGAUUCUAGACGAAAUACCGGGAAAAGAAGAUGAUGUUGUGUCUUGUGAACAACAUGUUGUAAAAGAUUUAGAUCAGCUUGAAGAGGAAAAUCGAGCACUACGGGAAAGAAAAACAUGUAAGGUUUGUCUGGACGAGGAAGCUAGUAUCGUUUUCCUUCCUUGCGGACAUUUGGUCACGUGUCCAAUGUGUGCGUCAGCCUUAAGGAAGUGUCCGAUAUGUAGAAGUUUUAUCAGAGGGACAGUGAAGGCAAUUGUAUCGUAACCUUGUCAUAUUUGCGAUCUGUUGUAAUCGUCAUGGUUUAAAAAUCUGACAUAUUUGAACACUGUUAGAUAUAGCUUUAUUACCACUUAUUUGUUGUAAUAUGUUGUGUUACAUCAUUGUUUCAUCAAGGUAUAUUAUAAGUAGAUAUUUCCUUCUGGUUGGUAAAAUAGUUGGCAUACACAGUGAAAUAUUUAGGUAUGACGUUUCAAUGACUUGUACGGUGUGUAUUUGUCAUGUUCACAAGGACUUUAUGCUUUUCUGGUACGAUUCGUUUGUUGCAUCCUAGAUCCAGGCGUAGAAUAUAGGUACAUACGUUUUAACAGGCAAUUUAGUUUACCAUACCUACUCUAUAGCUAAAGACUUUUAAGACAUGAAAUCUAAUCUAAGUCUAAAUGUGGCAUACAGUUCGAUAAAAACAUUUUGCGCGUUAAAGAAAUAUUCAAGGACUAUUUAUUGAUAUGGUAAAUUGCUUAGUGACGGCUUUUCGCAUAUUUCGACGUAAAUUUGUGAAUUAAUUAACA
This is a messenger RNA of Pecten maximus, 4024 nucleotides long. RefSeq lists its product as uncharacterized. The transcript has 13 exons. Lineage: Eukaryota; Metazoa; Mollusca; Bivalvia; Pectinida; Pectinidae. Gene Ontology annotation, biological process: regulation of cell cycle. Gene Ontology annotation, cellular component: nucleus; spindle microtubule; cytoplasm. The record is from RefSeq and is a predicted model, not a curated record. Bases 216 to 3503 code for a protein of 1095 amino acids.